CGCUCCGAAGAAACUUUUUCUUCGCUCGAUCACAUCGUUGAACCAUUUCCAACAAAUCCACCGAUAGCAAACGACCCAACCAGUCAUGAUGAUGCAUCGCGCGGCCAGAGCAGCCCGUUCUUUGUCGCUGGCAAACACCCGACGCCCCCACACAUUUGCUGCUUCCAAGACUGCGGCUCUCUCUCGAAUGGCGACCAAAUCGUUUUCGACCACUCGCUUCGCUGCUUCCGAUGCCGCUUCUGCUUCCGAUCUCGACAUUCCUAGCGCCCCCACCUCGAACCAUUCCCACACCGCUCUUCCCGGUGCCCAGGCCUCCAUCAUCUACACGGAAACCGACGAGGCCCCGGCCCUGGCUACCUACAGCCUCUUUCCGGUGGUGAACAAGAUCGGGGCACUGGCGGACAUCGACAUUGUCCCCUGCGACAUUUCCCUUUCUGGACGCGUCCUGGCCCUCUUUCCCGAGAAGCUCGAACCCAACCAGCGCGUUCCGGACAACCUCGCGUACCUCGGCGAACUCGCGAAGGURCCGGAAGCCAACAUUAUCAAGCUUCCCAACAGUAAGUCGGCUUGCUUGUUGUUCCAAAAAGCGCGAAGCAAGCGAUCGGCCUCUGGGGUUCGAUAGCGYGCUUCUGAAUUCCACCAUGCAUGUUCUAACCCCGUUCCGUCCGCUCAUUCUACUCGCACUGACAUCGAUGGAACUGCCGGUGCCACAAUCGGUUUGUGUUGCUCUGAAAUGAAACCCCGUCGCACUUUCUCGAAAUUCCGAUCGGCCAAUCCAAAACGACAAUCGAAUCCGAAAAUCGAAUCCGAAAAUCGAAUCCGAAAAUCGACCCAACAACGACCAGUUUCCGCUCCCCUGAACCAGCUCGAGGACUGCAUCAGCGAGUUGCGCUCCAAGGGCUACGAUGUUCCGAUUUAUCCCCGCGAGCCAUCCAACGACACCGAGCGCGAGAUCCAGCAACGAUACGGAAAGGUAAUGGGCUCCGCCGUCAACCCGGUGCUGCGGGAAGGAAAUUCCGACCGGCGYGUCGCUCCCCCCGUCAAGGCCUACGCACAGAAAAACCCGCACCGCAUGGGCAUCUGGUCGAAGGCCAGCCGAACGCAYGUGGCGCACAUGACACAGGGCGACUUUUACGGGUCGGAACAGUCGACCAUCAUCGGAGACAAGCCGACCAGCGUUCGGAUCGAGUUCAYACCCAAGAACGGAAGUGCGUCCCGCAUUCUCAAGGAGGACAUCCCCCUCGAGGCGAGCGAGGUCAUCGACGCUUCCUGCAUGAGCGCAGAAGCCCUGACUGCGUUUUUGGCAGACGAAAUCGAGGACGCCAAGGACUCGGACAUUCUUUUCAGCAUCCACCUCAAAGCCACCAUGAUGAAGGUCUCGGACCCAAUCAUGUUUGGCCACUGCAUCAAGGUCUUUUUCAAGGAUGUCUUUGACAAGCAYGGCGACAUCCUGAAGGAGAUUGGUGCCGACCCCAAGCAGGGCCUAGCCAGCAUUUUGGAAGCCGUGGAGAACAAGGUCGACGACAAGAAGAAAAAGAAAGAAAUCAUGCUGGAUUUCAAGGGAUCCUACGGAACAGAGGACCGUCCUUGGCUCGCCAUGGUCAAUUCCGAUAAGGGGAUCACCAACUUGCACGCUCCCAACGACAUUAUCAUCGACGCAUCCAUGCCCGUCGUCAUUCGAGAUUCGGGAAUGAUGUGGAACGAGGAUGGGGUACGUAACAAAAAAUACAUGCGAUUCGUGGACCAUUCCUCUUCCUCUUYGCUCUCUUUGGUGUUUGGGUUUCGUGCCGAUUUUUGCAGUCGAGACUCACGCGUUCUACCCUUUUUUGCAAACUUACUAUGAAAAUGGAUCCGUAUGCUAGGAAUUGGAGGAUUGCAAGUGCGUCAUUCCCGAUAGAUGCUACGCAACCCUGUACCAAGAAGUGAUCAAUUACGUGAAGACCCACGGGCARUUCGAUGUUGCGACCAUGGGAAAUGUCAGCAAUGUUGGACUCAUGGCGCGCAAGGCCGAAGAAUACGGAUCCCAYGACAAGACGUUCGAGCUCGAGGCCGGCCACGUURCCGUGACUGACAACAACACCGGUGAGGUCUACUUUSAACACAUCGUCGGCGACGGUGACAUCUGGAGAAUGUGUCAAACCAAGGACGAGCCCRUCCGCGACUGGGUUCGAUUGGCAAUUGAACGAGGCCGGGCCACGAACGACCGGGUGAUUUUCUGGCUCGAUAAGAAGCGCGCCCACGAUCGUUCUUUGAUYGACAAGGUAAACACGUACCUCAAAGACCACGACCUAAGCGGCUUGGACAUAUCCAUCAUGAAGCCCGUCGAUGCCAUUCGCGUCACGAUGGAACGAGCCACCCUCGGAAAGAACACCAUCAGUGUCACCGGAAACGUUCUCCGUGACUACCUAACGGAUCUUUUYCCCAUCUUGGAACUGGGAACCUCGGCAAAAAUGUUGUCCAUUGUCCCGCUGUUGGCCGGUGGUGGCUUGUACGAAACCGGCGCCGGAGGCUCUGCUCCAAAACACGUGCAGCAAUUCGUUGAGGAGGGUCACCUGCGAUGGGAUAGCCUGGGCGAGUACCUUGCGCUUGCGGUGGCAUUCGAGCAGCUCGGUUCGACGACCGACAAUGSCAAGGCCGUCCUMCUCGGCGAAUGCCUCAACAAGGCCGUCGGACGCAUCCUGAACAACCGUAAGAGUCCGUCUCGAAAGGUCAACCAAAUCGACAACCGAGCGACCAAUUUCUAUGUCGCCCUCUACUGGGCGGAUUACCUCGCACAGGAGGAUCCGACCUACCAGCCCAUGUUCGAUGCCCUGUCGAAUGCUCGCGCUACGAUUGUCGAGGAAUUCAAGGAGUGCCAGGGAGAUCCGGUGGAACUCGGCGGGUACUACCUUGUCGACCCCAAGAAGGUUAGCAAGGCAAUGAAUCCUUCUCCAACUCUCAACAAGAUCCUGGCCUCGAUCGGAGAAACGCUUUAACAACAGUACUAAURCACGAUAGGUCGUUUUUGUAUACAAU
Messenger RNA from Pseudo-nitzschia multistriata, 3015 nucleotides. Lineage: Eukaryota; Bacillariophyta; Bacillariophyceae; Bacillariales; Bacillariaceae. The record is from the annotation of a GenBank genome assembly.